GGCGGCGGCGCGCGCCGCGCGGCCCCACGUGCUGCUGCUGGACGCCGGCGACCAGUACCAGGGCACCGUGUGGUUCUCCCGCUUCAAGGGGCGCGAGGCGGCCCACUUCAUGAACCUGCUGCGCUACGACGCCAUGGCUUUGGGGAACCAUGAGUUUGAUGAAGGUGUGAGUGGAUUGUUGGAUCCUCUGCUUAAAAAUGUUAAUUUUACCAUCCUGAGUGCAAACAUUAAGGCAAAAACUCCAUUAGGAAAUGAAAUGAUGAAGUAUGUUCAUCCUUUUAAAAUAGUGCGUUUUGGCUCGGAAGCAGUAGGAAUUGUUGGCUAUACUACAAAGGAAACUUCUUUUCUUUCAAAUCCAGGGAAUGAUGUAAUCUUUGAAGAUGAAGUUGAAGCAGUGCAACUUCAAGUGAAUAAACUUACUGCUAUGGGAAUUAACAAAAUAAUUGCACUAGGACACUCUGGUUUUACUGUGGACAAAACCAUUGCCCAAAAAGUGAAAGGAGUGGAUGUGGUAAUCGGAGGACAUACAAACACGUUUCUCUACACAGGCCGCCCGCCCUCCAGCGAGCAGCCGGCCGGCCCCUACCCCUUCAUGGUGCAGGCCGACGACGGCCGCAGGGUGCCAGUCGUGCAGGCUUACGCCUACGGGAAGUAUCUCGGCUUCCUAAACCUCCUCUUCGACGAGAAAGGAAACGUCAUCGAAGCAGAGGGAAACCCCAUCCUGCUGGACAGCAGCGUGCCUGAAGAUGAGCACAUUAAAGAAGAAGUGGAAAAAUGGAGGAAGAACCUGGGAAAUUAUUCCGAGGAAAUUGGAAAAACCAGCGUUUACCUGAACGGCACGAGCCAAGCCUGCCGCUUCCAGGAGUGCAACUUGGGAAACCUGCUUUGCGACGCCGCGCUUUAUGAGAACGUCAGACAUCCCAAUGGGAAGGAGUGGAACCACGUUUCCAUGUGCAUCCUGAACGCGGGUGCGAUCCGCUCAGCCAUCGAUGAGCAGAGCACUAAUGGUAGCAUCACGAUGGAAGAUUUGCUGUCCGUCUUGCCAUUCGGAGGCCGUUUCGAUGUGGUGACGUUAAAGGGCUCCACUCUGAAAGAAGCUUUCGAGCACAGUGUGCGCAGGCACGGGCGGGGAACCGGAGAGCUGCUCCAGGUCGGGGGCAUCCACGUGGUCUACGACCUCUCCAAAGCCCCAGGAAGCAGAGUUGUUAGCAUAGACGUGCUCUGCACGGCCUGCAGAGUCCCAGCCUACGAACCACUGCAGAUGGAUCAAAUUUACAACGUGACGCUCCCCUCCUAUUUGCUGUUCGGUGGCGAUGGCUACGAGAUGCUUAAAGACAAGAAUCUGGGGUACAGCAAAGGUGACCCUGAUAUUGAGGUUGUUUCCCGCUACCUUCAAAGAAUGAGAAGAGUUUAUCCGGCGCUUGAAGGUCGAAUAAAAUUUUCUGGUGGAAGUCUUAUCCAAGGAAGCUUUACCCUGAUUGCCAUAUUGUUCACUCUAACAUCUUGGACAUUUAAUUUUUGCUUAUGAUUCGUUGUUGUUGGUUUUUUUUUUCCUUUUGGAGAAAGGUAGGAAGGGAGAGGGUGCUGAAGAAGGAAAUUUCUCUUUUCUUACACAUUACAAUAAACAAGUACUUCAGUUUCUGCUUGUAAUCAGGUAAAGCCAUUGAAGCACUUGCUGCAAAGUGAAGGAGCAGAAUUUAUGACUUUUGAUAUGUUUCCAGCUGCUGUUAGAGACUUGCAUAAUCCGCAGCACACCAGUUCUCCAUUGGGAACUUCAUCACUGACCAAAUGGGCAGCCUCCUAAUUUGCCAAAUUCUUCUUGCAGCCCAGACAAUGAGUUGAUAAAAAUCUGAUUCCAGUUCCUAAACAACAGCCUAGAAAUGGGUGCAUCUCUGCUGUUUAAGCUUUCCAGCUAAUAUUUUUACUUUUCUUCAGGUCAAAUUUGUCUUACAGCCAUGCCUGGAAGAGAUGGAUUCAGUGUUACUACAAAAUGAAAAAGGUUGCCCAUAUUUCAAGGUGGAGCAGCUCAUUUUUGUUUUUCAUUGACAAAGAAUACGAUGGAAGUUUGAUUUGAUGUAUUUGGAUUUGACCCCAAUCCAGCACGUGUAACUUCACUGUGUAGUAUGGCCAGUGCCGGGAUCACAAACUGAGGGAACACCCAGCAGCCAGGAUGACACUUUCAUGAGACAAUUCUGCAAGUCAUUCUUGCAGCGGCUGCCACGAGCUUUCUAGACGACUGCCAGCAAUAAAGGUGCUCAACUUCACACCUAAUUCCAGAGACCAAAGCAGAGGCCUCCUGAACCUUACCCAGGAUCAAGGACGUUCAGAGAAAACAUCAUCUACCCACAGCGAUUCCUGCAACACUGUGGCAUCCUUCAGAAGCUGCCCAGUAACAGAGCUGUUUAUAGUGUAACCAGGAUUGUCCCUACACCUCAAAAGUCUUUUUCUCUAGCGGAAAAACAAACAAAAAAACCCCCGCAGAUUUUAAAACACGACCUAAGAGGCAGGUUAAUGAGUAUAAAACCAGAACUAGGAUUUUCUAACACUUUAUCAAGAGGUCAGACCAAUAAGUGUAAGUAAUGAUAU
This is a messenger RNA of Nothoprocta perdicaria, 2586 nucleotides long. RefSeq names its product 5'-nucleotidase ecto (gene NT5E). The transcript has 9 exons. Gene Ontology annotation, molecular function: metal ion binding; nucleotide binding; 5'-nucleotidase activity. Gene Ontology annotation, biological process: AMP catabolic process. Gene Ontology annotation, cellular component: plasma membrane. The coding region runs from base 110 to 1528 and encodes 472 amino acids. NCBI's taxonomy places the organism in Eukaryota, Metazoa, Chordata, Aves, Tinamiformes, Tinamidae. The record is from RefSeq and is a predicted model, not a curated record.